Messenger RNA from Cordyceps militaris CM01, 1155 nucleotides. RefSeq names its product DUF250 domain membrane protein. The record is from RefSeq and is a predicted model, not a curated record. Gene Ontology annotation, cellular component: trans-Golgi network; Golgi apparatus; endosome. Lineage: Eukaryota; Fungi; Ascomycota; Sordariomycetes; Hypocreales; Cordycipitaceae. The coding region runs from base 1 to 1155 and encodes 384 amino acids. Gene Ontology annotation, molecular function: antiporter activity. The transcript is spliced from 3 exons.
AUGUCCGCCGACGACAAGAAGGGCGCUGACCCUGUCGAGAUGGAGCGUCUGGUCGAGGAGCCGCCCUCUCCGACGCUGCCGACCGUGAACCCCGACGUUGCGCCCAGCAAGCCGACUGGCGUUGCGCUUCCGCCAUGGGUCUACGUCGUCGCCUGGAUCUCCUUUUCCUCCAUGGUGAUUCUAUUUAACAAAUGGGUGCUGCAUACGCUCAAAUUCAAGUAUCCCGUCAUCCUCACAACCUACCAUCUCGUCUUCUCUACCGUCGUGACGCAAAUCAUGGCGCGCUACACCACCAUGCUCGACAGCCGCAAGACCGUCAAGAUGACGGGCCGCGUCUACCUGCGUGCCGUCGUUCCCAUUGGCGUCUUCUUCAGUGUCAGCCUCAUCCUAAGCAACGUCGCCUACCUCUACCUAUCCGUAUCCUUUAUCCAGAUGCUCAAGGCCACGACGCCAAUGGCCGUGCUGCUCGCCGGCUGGGCCCUCGGCGUGUCCCAGCCCACUCUGAAGCAGGCCGCCAACGUGUCCGUCAUUGUGUUCGGCGUCAUCAUUGCCUCUGUCGGCGAGAUUGACUUUGUUCUCACCGGCUUCGUCAUCCAGCUCGGCGGCGUCAUGUUCGAGGCCCUGCGCCUGACCAUGGUGCAGCGCCUUCUGUCGGGCGACCUCAAGAUGGACCCUCUCGUGUCGCUCUACUACUUUGCGCCCGUCUGCGCCGGCCUCAAUGGCCUCAUCGCCCUCUUCACAGAACUACCUCGCUGCACCAUGGCCGAGGUGCUCCACGUCGGCCUGUUUACCUUUUUCCUCAACGGCCUCUGCGCCUUUAUGCUCAACGUCUCUCUCGUGCUGCUGAUUGGCAAGACGUCCGCCGUCGUACUGACCAUCUGCGGCGUGCUCAAGGAUAUUCUGCUCGUUGUCGCGUCCAUGGCCAUUUUCGGAUCGCAGGUCACAGCGCUCCAGUUCUUUGGCUACUCGAUCGCGUUGGGCGCCAUGGUCUACUACAAGCUCGGAUACGAGCAACUCAAGGGCCAUGUUGCCGAGGCGAAUCGUCAGUGGGCGGCAUUUGGUGCCGAGAAGCCAGUUCUUCGCCGUAUCAGCAUAGCCGUACUGACAGUCUUUGCUGGAUUGGCGGUGCUUGGUGGUCUCAAAGGUGUCAUGUGA